This is a messenger RNA of Dioscorea cayenensis subsp. rotundata (Guinea yam), 2469 nucleotides long. Its product is annotated as protein ECERIFERUM 26. Lineage: Eukaryota; Viridiplantae; Streptophyta; Magnoliopsida; Dioscoreales; Dioscoreaceae. Bases 1191 to 2246 code for a protein of 351 amino acids. The record is from RefSeq and is a predicted model, not a curated record. The transcript has 2 exons.
AUCUGCUCCCUUGAAUAUUAUUUUUUGUCUACAAUAUUUUAUUGUUGAGCUUUCCACAGCAAUUGCCAAAACAUAUCUUGAAUUACUAAAUAGUUUCUUGUGUUGCAUAAAUGCUCCUUCAUGGCUGAUAUAUUACCCAAAGGUUUGCUGGGCAGUCUUUCCUGCAGUAUUCAAUUUCAUUUCUUAAUUUUGGUUGGGUAGGAGUCCAUGAUGGUGUUGACUCUCACUCUCUCAGAAAUAAAUUAGAUCAGCUGUGUUAGGACUAAACUCUUACUAAACUCUUAACUCCAUUUGUGGCCCCAUUUCACAGCCCAUAUUAAUUUGAUCAUCACUGAAGGGAGACACAGCUGUUGAGCCAUUUCCCAGCCCCUAUUAUUUUGAUCACUGAGGCAGGAAAAAACAGCUGUUUUCUUAUUUAUUUAAAAGACAUUGUAGCAAUUGCCACUGCUAUCCUUUAAGUCCAGUACUAUAUACUGAAGCUACAUCAAUUUAGGUUUGCUUGCUUACACCACCCAGCUACUAAUUGAUGAUAAUGUUUGUUUAGGGGGCCUAAUUUUCUCACCGUUAUGUCAUUGUUCAAGACAUUUGGUGCAUCAGCUCAACCAUCAGAAAGAAAAAAAUGCAUGUUUGAGUUUACAAUUGUUAUAGUAUUGAGAUUGGAGUUAAUAGGGUGAUAUAUUGGGUUUGAAAAUUUGUUCAUGGAGUCAUAUGUUGAUUUCAUCAGAUCAUUUUUUUUUCUUGCAAAUGUUAACCGUAGGUUAAACAGAAUAAAUGUUUGUGUUUGCACUGUUUCUCUAAAAGUUUUUUUCAGAUGUGAACUUUGAGUUUGCUCUUUAUGGUGUAUUAAUUAGGAGACUUGAGCGAAUGUCCCUUGUUCAAGUGACUACACAACUAUAUGGUAGAAGCUCUUAAUUGAGACCUCUUUAGAUGAACUUGAUGACUAUUUAAGAAAGCUCCAACUUGUGACUGAGCGUUCAAACAGGAAAAAAAAAUGUCUAUGGUCAAGAGAAUUGAUGGCCUUCAUAUCCAACUUAGGAAGUUAUAAUAUGUGGCGUGCAGAUGUGGUGAAUGCUCUAAAAUCAGGAUUCAAUUUUUGUAGUUUUGACUAUAUGCAAGGUUACUAUCACGUCCGCUUCCCUCAGCCCAGCUCUAUAUAAGAAGAGUUCAGAAGAUACAAAUUUGCAACCACAAUGGCCAACUCUUCUCGCAAGCAGCUCCACAUUGAAGCAAUUCAGACUGUGACGCCAGGGAGGGCUGCCGAGCCUGGCCAGGCACGUCGCAUUUCACUCCCAUCACCAACAAGUGCCGAUACUCUCCUGCGAAGCCAUGCAUGCAUCCUCCUGUAUUACCAUACGUCAAGCAAGGAGGAAACAACGGCAACCCUGGCAGCACAUCUUAAGGAGUCUCUUAACCAUAUAAUUCCUGAGGAGCCAUUACUUGCGGGAAGGCUGAGGAAGGAUGGAGAGAAAGAUGGGUAUUGGGAAAUCAAGUACAAUGAUGCUGGCAUUAGGCUCGUGCAAGCUGUGGUAGACACAAGCAUGGACGAGUUCCUGAGUGGUGAAGAUAGAGAAGCCAAGGAGGAGAUGCUGGCAUACUGGAUGGACAUCCAACAUGAGGAUUCCCAGUUCUGGCCUCUCUUUUAUGUUCAGGUGACAGAGUUUCAAGGAGAUGGGUACUCAAUUGGGAUCAGCUGGAGCAUCCUCCUCACUGACCACCUCUUCAUGACCCGUUUCCUUAAAACAUGGGCAAGAACUCACAGGGAAAUGCAAGUUCAGGGCGAGUUCUCAGAGGCAAACAUAUUUCAUCUCAACUAUUUCAAAACUCCUACCCGGACUUCCACUGAUUUCAUCUCAGGCAUUAGUACAACCCCCAGGACCAUCCUCUACAAGGCUCCUCGGUCUUCAGAUUUGCAAGCUCUUGUUCAUCACUUGAUUGAAAACAAUCAUGUUUCUGAAUUCUUAUUGUUUGUCAAUGACCACUCUGGAGAUUGUUUGAAGGUUGAGAACUUUGCAAGUGGCUCAUCAAAGACACCACCGGCGAACUGUUUUUCUGACAAGCUGAGUGUAGCUGGUUGGGAUGAACUUGAAGCUGGAGAUUUGUACUUCGUCUCGGAGAACAAGCCUGUUCACGUUUCCUUCCAAGUCAUAUCAUCUGAUGAGCAUAAAGGGCUUGUUGUUGCAAUGCUGCCUUCUCAACAAAUUGGUCCAAACUUAAUGAUCAGUGUCACUGUUCCUGUGGAGAAUUAGUUAUUUGUUAUGUUUGUGUUGUUUCUGAGCCACAAAGUUCUCAAAGUUGGACAUAUCUGAGUACACUGGUUGCUUAAUGUUUGUUAAACAUUGGUUGUGGAAAUUGAAUUUGAUGUACUACUUUAACUAAUAAUAAUUAAUAAUUUCCCAAGUUGUUAUUUGUUUGAGCAGAUGAUCAUCAAUGUAAUUUAAAGUCAAUAUAUAGCUGCCUCUCAUUCUAUUA